AUGCAGGCUUGUCGCAAUUUUGAGCGCAACUAUCCCAUACGCGAUGUGCACUGGCAUCCCUGGGAAGCACAAGUUAUUUCUUCCGGCUUAAAUGCUUGUCUCGCAUGCUGGGUGCACAGGGGUCAUUCGGCUGGUCCUAGGCAUGCUCCAUUGCCUCCUUUCAAUCCUCCAUCACACAAUUCAGCCGCGAAUUCAAUUUCUGCUGCUUCUUACCAUGGCCAUCACAGCCACGGCAACUCAUCUCCUCCGGAACACGACCAUCACUACCAGGAGCUUCUGGAGUCUUCCCCUUCUAACUCUGCUCUUUCUACUCCCUCUUCUGUCGUUUCUGAC
This is a messenger RNA of Protopolystoma xenopodis, 333 nucleotides long. Lineage: Eukaryota; Metazoa; Platyhelminthes; Monogenea; Polystomatidea; Polystomatidae. The record is from the annotation of a GenBank genome assembly.